CAGACCAAACCGGUGCGACUUCUGUGAAUUCAAUUCGUGACUAGAUGGCCUCGCGUGUGUUAUCGACGACGACACUCAUCACACCGCUGGUUAAUCUCAACAAAUCGCCGGCGGGUUUAACGGCGAGAGUUGGGGUGAGAAGAGGAAGGGUUAACGUUAGGGCUGUGAGCAAUAGUUCGCAAGGAGCCGUCGAUGGAACCGUUUACAAAGGUGUUUACGGUCCCUGGACCAUUGACCAAGCCGAUGUCAAAGAGGUUAUUUUGUACAGAUCAGGACUAGUAACUGCUGCUGCAUCUUUUGUAGCUGCUUCUUCUGCUGCAUUUUUACCAGGAGACUCUUGGUUAACUGAAACAAUCAAGCAAAACCAUGAUUUGUUUUACUUUGUUGGUGCUAGUGGUUUGGGGCUAUCUCUGUUUCUAAUUCAUAUAUAUGUUACUGAGAUUAAGAGGACUCUUCAGGCUUUAUGGGCACUUGGUUUUGUUGGUUCGUUGGCUACUUACGCAGCCCUUGCCAGACCAGCCGGUGAUAACUUGGUUCAUUAUGUCGUUGAUCAUCCGUCUGCUGUUUGGUUUGUUGGUCCCCUUUUCGCAGCUCUCACUGGGCUUGUUUUUAAAGAAGGACUUUGUUACGGAAAGCUAGAAGCUGGCCUUCUUACAUUCAUCAUACCUUCAGUUCUUCUCGGGCAUUUGAGCGGUGUGAUGAAUGAUGAGGUAAAACUGGUGUUGCUAGGAACAUGGAUGGCGCUCUUUCUAGUAUUUGCAGGAAGAAAAUUUACUCAGCCUAUUAAGGAUGAUAUCGGAGAUAAAUCUGUUUUCACGUUCAUGUCUCUUUCUGAAGAUGAGAAGAAGGCUAUAGUUGAAAAACUCGAGCAAGAAAAGUUGGGGUAAGACUCUUGAAUGAUAGUGGAAUGUUUUAAGCAUCUUCAAGAUUAGGUAAAUAUCUUGUAUCCAUAGAUUCUAUAUACCACUGAGGAGAGAUGAUGCUACUAUAAACAGUUUGUAUAUUG
Arabidopsis arenosa is the source of this 1006-nucleotide messenger RNA. The record is from the annotation of a GenBank genome assembly. NCBI's taxonomy places the organism in Eukaryota, Viridiplantae, Streptophyta, Magnoliopsida, Brassicales, Brassicaceae.